Molecule: messenger RNA, 1254 nt
Organism: Angiostrongylus costaricensis
Lineage: Eukaryota; Metazoa; Nematoda; Chromadorea; Rhabditida; Metastrongylidae
Source: the annotation of a GenBank genome assembly
CUGCAUAUAGCCUACAAGAAAAAGCACCCAGACAAGUACUAUCCUUCUAAUAUUCGUCCUUCGACAGAACGAGUUUUAAUUGAAGGAUCUGCUCGCCAAUCCCGUGCUCAGUUCGUCCGCACUAGCUCCGACACGGAGCCAGCAACGCUUAGCGAUCUGCUCUAUGGAGUUUGGAAGCUACCACCUCCGAAACUGGUCAUCACUAUUCAUGGCGGCUUACAGCCAAAAUUGGCUCGGAUAUUCCGUAAAGGGAUCUUGAAGGUAGCACGUUCCACCAAUGCUUGGAUCAUCACCUCUGGACUGAACGCUGAUCUUGGAUCAUCCUCAAGGUCUCGUAAUCGGAUAAUCGCUAUUGGUGUGGCACCGUGGGGCAUGCUUAAAGGAAGGAGUCGCUUUAUAGGUACGGAUAUCUCAGUCCACUAUGCCCCGAAUCAAUUCAGCAAAUCUCGUUUAGCUGAGCUUAAUGAUCGUCAUUCGUACUUCAUCUUUGCUGACAACGGAACUGUCGGCAGAUACGGUCCUGAGAUAAUUUUACGGAAACGUAUAGAAACAUAUCUUGCCCAACAGAAUUCCUGUUCAACUCCUGUUGUAUGCGUUGUACUAGAAGGUGGAGCAUUCACUAUCAAAGUUGUUUAUGAUUAUGUCGCCUCUAUUCCUCAUAUCCCUGUAGUCAUCUGCGAUGGUAGCGGUGGCGCUGCAGAUUUGUUGGCCUUCACUCAUCAUGCACUUGGUGAAGAAGGAAGGCUCUCCGACUCCGUUCGUCACCAGUUAGUGUCAUUGGUGGAGAUGGUGCUCAACUGCGACGAAAAUAAUUCAAAUCGAAUCGUACAACAACUUAUACAGUGUGCCCGUCAAAGAGACUUAGUAAGUUCUGUCUUGAGUUUUCAGCGAGUGGGAGAUAUGGAGUGGGCAUUCAUAGUGUUGUUUGAGAUAACUGUGUUUCGUAUGGGCGAACAGCGACAAGACGUCGAUCACGCCGUAUUUACGGCGCUGCUCAAAGGGCAGAACCUCAGUCCCUCUGAGCAACUUCAGCUAGCACUAGCAUGGAAUCGAGCAGACAUCGCUCGCUCGGAGAUUUUCACGCUGGAGACAGAUUGGAGUAUACAAGAUCUGCACAACGCAAUGAUGGAAGCGUUGAGCAACGACCGGACGGAUUUCGUACAACUCCUGCUCGAUAAUGGCGUUUCGAUGCACAGUUUCUUGACAUUUAGUCGCCUUGAGCAUCUUUAUAACUUGGUAGGUCUUCAUCGUUGA